Molecule: messenger RNA, 1380 nt
Organism: Taeniopygia guttata (zebra finch)
Lineage: Eukaryota; Metazoa; Chordata; Aves; Passeriformes; Estrildidae
Gene: NSUN3
Product: NOP2/Sun RNA methyltransferase 3
Biological process (GO): rRNA methylation
Cellular component (GO): mitochondrial large ribosomal subunit
Molecular function (GO): RNA methyltransferase activity
Source: RefSeq, a predicted model, not a curated record
GCCGCUCCGCCCCGGGGAGCGGGGCCAUGCGGGGCCAUGCGGGGCCCAGCGCUGCCGCUCGUCCGCCGCGCCGGGGCCGCGCUGGGGCCGGGAGCGGGGCAGUUGGAAAAGAAGGCAAAAGGGAAGCUCCAGAAGCAGAUCUGCCAGGUGGUUCUGGAUCACUUUGAGAAGCAGUACACAGCAGAACUGAGAGAUGCAUGGAGCAGUGUCAGAGACGUGCUGACCUCGCCAUGGUGCUGGCAGCAUGCUGUGCUGCUGAAUAGGUUCAGCCAGAACCCUGGCCUGGAGAGUAGCCUGGCUGAGCAGGGAUACCAUCCUGCCUUCCCAGCAGCCCUGCCAUACCUCCCUGCAGCCCUCAGGUGUUACAGCAGGACAGCUCCUGGCAGGUUCCCUGCACAGAAACACCAGCCUGGCAGGCUGAAGGACUAUUACCUGCUCAAUGCUGCCUCGCUGCUGCCAGUGCUGGCCUUGGAGGUGAAGGAUGGGGAAGCUGUUCUGGAUCUCUGUGCUGCACCAGGGGGCAAAUCUGUAGCUAUCCUGCAGUGUGCCUGUCCAGGUCAUUUUCACUGUAAUGAAUAUGAUGAUUUGAGGUCAAGAUGGUUGGAGCAGACAAUAGAAUCCUUUAUCCCAGCUCCUUUAAUUAACUUGAUAACAGUCUCUAAAUUGGAUGGCAGACAGAUUGGAGAUCUUCAGCCUGAAUUUUAUGACAAGGUCCUGGUUGAUGCUCCUUGUUCAAAUGACAGAAGCUGGCUCUUCUCUGCUGACCCUCAACAAGCUGUGCUCAGGCUCAUGCAAAGGAAGGAAUUGUCCUCCCUGCAAUUCCAGCUUCUAAGGUCUGCUGUUCAAGCCCUGCGUCCUGGUGGCUCCUUGGUCUAUUCCACGUGCACCCUCUCUAGAGCAGAAAACAGUGAUGUGAUCAAUCUCAUCCUGAACUCCUGCAGGAAUGUGAUGCCUGUGGAUCUAAGUGGGAUGGCCAGAGGUGUUUCCCAGGAAUUCACUUUUCUCAGUGGAAUGCAGCAGCAUGAGCUGCUGGUUCUCCCAGAGAAAGGGAGAGCAUGGGGUCCCAUGUACGUGGCUAAAUUAAAGAAAGUGUCCUCCACCUAAUUCCUGUAAUGCCUGUUGGUUAUUUAUAAGCAGAAUAUGAUAAAUUAAUAUUGAUUUAAAUACAGUAUGUGUAUAUGAACACAUCCAAUUUAGAGUGUUGCAGUUUCCUGAUCAAAAGGAAGCAAGAAAUUUGACUUAUUUUAACUUAAAAUACUGAAUGUGCCUUCUAGCAUGGGCUUGUGGGCCUCUGAGAAGUCCUUAGGAAAUUUGUAGUGUUUUCAGGGUGUUGCUUUUAAAGGGAUUUGGGUUCUAGAAUAAAGGCUUAAUGUGGUAGAA